Molecule: messenger RNA, 1447 nt
Organism: Cornus florida
Lineage: Eukaryota; Viridiplantae; Streptophyta; Magnoliopsida; Cornales; Cornaceae
Product: metacaspase-1-like
Exons: 5
Coding region: 78-1205 (375 amino acids)
Biological process (GO): proteolysis
Molecular function (GO): cysteine-type endopeptidase activity
Source: RefSeq, a predicted model, not a curated record
GCGAAUUGAACUAACGGAUUACAAUGGUUCAUCCUGAAAUUCUGCAUUAAACAGGCAAAGUUCAGCUUUUCUUUGAAAUGAUGAAGGACAAUGAAAAACAAAAGACGACAAGACUACAUAAACCUGAAAGACAUUGUCAAUGGUUAUAUUCAUCUCUGUCAAUGGGAAGCACAAAAUUCACAUGCACUGAGUGCCUGAGACAGAUAGUUGUGACACCGCAGGCAACAUGGGUUCGCUGUGACUGCAAAGCCGUGUUUACAAUUGGUUCGAAUGGGCAGCUAUGCCAACUCCAUAAUGGCGAUUAUCCGGUAGGAAGCCUCGCCAUGCAACUGAAAUUGAAUAGUUUCAGUCAGGCACAUCCAAGAAGGAGAGCACUUCUUUGCGGAGUGAGCUACAAUAACCGGAAAAUCAAGCUCAAGGGGACGAUGAAUGAUGUGGGACGAAUGCGGUCUCUUCUUGUGGAUCAAUUCAAUUUUCCAAGUGAUUCCAUUUUUGUGCUUGCAGAGGAUCUGAACUUUCCGAAUCGCAUUCCAACCAAGCAGAACGUGCAAAAGGGCUUGAAAUGGCUUGUGGAGGACUGCCAGUCAGGCGACUCACUGGUCUUCUACUUCUCCGGACAUGGCCUACGACAACCUGAUUUCGAUGGAGAUGAGGUUGAUGGAUUCGACGAAACUCUCUGUCCUGUUGAUUUUAAGACUGCCGGAAUGAUCCUCGACAAUGAAAUCAAUAACACCAUUGUUAAGCCUCUGAAGGAAGGUGUCACACUUCACGCCAUCAUCGAUACUUGCCAUAGCGGAACCAUUCUUGAUCUAGAGCAUGUAUACGACAGAAAGAAUUUCAAAAGUCGAAAGUGGGUGGAUAACAAGCCUCCAUCAGGUGCCAAGAAAAGUACCAGUGGUGGACAUGCCAUCUGUUUUAGUGCUUGUGAAGAUCAUCAAUUGGCUGCGGAUACAAAUGCUUUCUCUGGAAAGGAAAUGGCUGGUGCCAUGACUUUCAAUUUUGUCAAAGCAAUCAAGAGCCAUCCCCAAAUAUCAUAUGGUGAGCUGCUCAAUUAUAUGCAUGAGGAAAUCGAAGCAGCUCUCAGGAAAGCAGGAUGUCUCAAUAAUAAGAUCCUAAACAAAAUGUUUCGCCGCAGGAUGAUACAGGAGCCUCAGUUGUCAUCUUCAAAGGAAUUCAAUGUUGAGACAACAAUAUUCAAGUUGUAAAGAUACGUACGUAUGAGAAUGGUCGCUUUAAAUUAUAGUGGAACGUAUUUGCUCAAAAUAAGUCUAUUCCAUUCAAGUUUUGCGCCAAGAAUAAAAAUAACAUGUUCAAUUAAGAUUCAGUUUGAUUCUAAUGAAAGAACAAUUUCAGUUCCUAAAUUUUCGCGUGUGGGUACUGUAAUAAUGUAAUCUCCAAAAAAUGAAUAAUUUUAGGAUAUAAUAAUUAUUAUUAUUGUUAAUUGGAA